Cynoglossus semilaevis (tongue sole) is the source of this 1927-nucleotide messenger RNA. RefSeq names its product anti-silencing function 1Ba histone chaperone (gene asf1ba). Gene Ontology annotation, cellular component: chromatin; nucleus. Bases 292 to 885 code for a protein of 197 amino acids. NCBI's taxonomy places the organism in Eukaryota, Metazoa, Chordata, Actinopteri, Pleuronectiformes, Cynoglossidae. Gene Ontology annotation, biological process: DNA replication-dependent chromatin assembly. Gene Ontology annotation, molecular function: histone binding. The transcript is spliced from 4 exons. The record is from RefSeq and is a predicted model, not a curated record.
CACUUUUUCUCCUCGGCGCGCUAAAGGCAGUCAAAGCGGCGGGAGAUCUGUUUAUGUAUCCUAAUGUUUUGCUGCAGCUGUUUAUACUACAACUAACCGUAUUCUGUUCAUUAAGUCGUUACAAAUAAGCUUACAGUAAGUUAAACGCUCAGUCUGUUAGGAAAGAGUAGUAACGGUGUUCUCCUUGUUGUUCGCGGUCGUGUUGCUUUGAAAGCUUUCCCCGGUAAACUGCUUUGAACGGUUGUUUUACUGUUAGCUUCGUUGUAGCCUCAACGCUCCACAUAAGCAACAAUGGCUAAGGUGCAGGUGCUUAAUGUGGCGGUACUGGAUAAUCCCAGUCCGUUUGGAAACCCAUUCCAGUUUGAAAUCACAUUUGAGUGCAUGGAGGACCUCCCUGAAGAUCUGGAAUGGAAGAUUAUCUAUGUUGGCUCUGCAGAGAGUGAAGAAUACGACCAAGUUCUUGACUCAGUUCUGGUCGGACCUGUCCCUGCAGGGAGACACAUGUUUGUGUUUCAGGCUGAUGCCCCAAACACUGGACUAAUCCCUGAAAGUGAUGCUGUGGGUGUUACUGUGGUGCUAAUUACCUGCACAUAUCGAACCCAAGAGUUCAUUCGGAUUGGUUACUAUGUGAAUAAUGAAUACACAGAUCCAGAGCUUCGUGAAAAUCCACCCAUCAAGCCAGACUACACACAGCUUCAGAGAAAUAUUCUGGCAUCAAACCCCCGCGUCACCAGGUUCCACAUAAACUGGGAAGCCUGCGCUGAGCGAAUGGAGGACACUGAAAAUGUGGAUCCGGCCUCAAACUCCAUGCUCCCCCCAUCCUGUCUCCCAGGAAAGGCUCCUCCCCUGGGGAUGCUGCCAGAAAACUCCAUGGACUGCUUAUAGAGACAACCCUGAUAAUUGUUAGUGAUGAUCCGAGAGGUGACAAAACACGUCAUGGAACCUGGCAGCAGAAGAAUAUCUGCAGACAUUCUGUUUUGGAUGUAAAACAGGCUGCUGUGCAGGUGCACUUAGUUCACUGAGGCUUUUUGUAUCAAACGAACUCUCACCUUGGGCAUCAGAUGUGUAUUUGGACCAUGGAAGAGUAAGAACAUCAUUGCUAAUAACUGGGGUGUUUCUUGCCGUGAUGCUAAAAGCAAUAUUAAAAUAGUAAAUACCCACAGGAAGAAUACAGUAGCUAUGAAGUAUUGCAGCUGAACUGAAACAAAGCAGAGGUAUCAGGAUUUAUACCCUUUCAAGAAGACUUCAGCACUGAAGCAAUAGGCAACUUAAUUGCAAUAUAUUGCUGAACAACAAAAGCAUAAUCUGCCAUUUUAUUUUGUUUCAAAUUUCUUGUGCACUUAAGCCUUUCCCCACGUUGGUGGUGAAGGUUUAGAUGGCUGAUAUAGGCUGUGUCACUUACUUUUUCUUUUUUUUCCCUGUAUGCUAUUUUAUGUUCCAAAUAAAAAUUCAUUUUGUUAUGUAUCUCUGUUCUACAGCUACUUUCCUCUUAGAAGUACACUUUCAGGAUUAGCAUCAUCUAGUGGUGAGGUGUAUUUUGCAUUUAACUUAGCUAACCUGGGAGUACAAGAAUGUAGGAGUACAUGGAGUGGGUGAAGUGCUCUACACAACACAGUUGAAUUGGCAUAUGGAAAAUAAUAAACAACUUCACUGGGAUGUUUUUAUUUCAGAACUUUACAUCUUUAAAGAGACCUACAUUUUAACUGACCACAAAUUAGUUUUUUGUUGAAAUGCUUUGCAAAAUAUACAAAUCUUUUUCAUGUUAUUACAAAACUCAUGUGGUUAGGUAGGUUUAACAACUCGACAUAUUCAGACUUGGCAGUUUUUAUCUACACAUUCUUCUACACAUCAGGUAGAGAGAGGGUACAUCUGGUGCAAAGCUGUAUUUCGGAUUUUGGAUUGGACAUAAUAAAGACUGUACUUUUAA